Menidia menidia (Atlantic silverside) is the source of this 6336-nucleotide messenger RNA. Lineage: Eukaryota; Metazoa; Chordata; Actinopteri; Atheriniformes; Atherinopsidae. The record is from the annotation of a GenBank genome assembly.
AUGGCAACUGGGGGCACUCCUUUCGAGGACAGCACCGAAGAGCUGCACAACUGGACCGUAACCAAUGGUAGCCUUGAAGAUAGACUUAACAACUUGGAUUGGGGAGUACAGCAAAAGAAAGCCAAUCGAUCUUCAGAGAAAAACAAGAAAAAAUUGUCUGCUGCGGUGGUGGAAAGCCGCGUGACAAAUGAUAUUUCACCAGAGUCCACCCCAGGGGCCGGCCGCAGAAGAGCUCGCACUCCUCACUCCUUCCCUCACAUCAAAUACACGACCCAAAUGUCUGUCCCAGACCAGGCUGAGCUGGACAAGCUUCGUCAGAGGAUCAAUUUUACAGACCUGGAUGAGAGAAGCAUCGGCAGUGACUCCCAGGGUCGUGUUACAGCCGCCAACAACCAGCGGCAGAUAGCUGGGGAGAACAAGAAGCCCUACAACUUCCUUCCUUUGCAUGUAAACACUAACAAAAGCAAGGAGCUGCUCCAUCCAUCUGCAUCUGCCCCCACCACCCCAGCUAUCACAAAAGAACUCAAGAAGCAGAGCCCAGGACUCAGGCAUAUGUUAACCCCUGGUCCUCCCACAAAGGAUUCUCCGGGGCGCAGUCGUGGUGCCACAGACAGAGGACACUCAGCAGAGAGAGAAUAUGGUCGGGGAGAGCACAGAGUAGACAGCAGUCAGGUGGUGAGCAAAUUGGUGCAGAUUCGGGACUACAUCAGUAAGGCAAGCUCCAUGAGGGACGAUCUGGUGGAAAAGAAUGAUGUACCAGCCAACGUGGAGCGUCUUUCUCAUCUUAUCGAACACCUCAAGGAACAGGAGAAGUCAUAUUUACGGUUCUUGCAAAAAAUGCUGGCACGUGAGAGUGACGAGGGUGAUUUGGGAACCCUGGACUCUGCAGUUGGUUCAGGUUCACUGGCAGAAAGCACUUCUUUGAACAUCGAGUUUCAGUCUACAGAUGGUUCGAAUGAAACAGGGGGUAGGCCAGAAGCCAUGCGUGCUGAUCAAAGGGAAGAACUGGAGAAUCUGCGUAAGCAGCAUGAACUGCUGAAGAAGAUGCUAGAGCAGCAGGAGCAACUCAGGGCCCUGCAGGGUCGACAAGAAGCUCUGAUGGCCAUUCAGCAUAGUGCUGAACAGGCGCUGACUGUGAUUGAAGACACUGUUGUCACCGAAACCACUGGUAGUGUUUCAGGCCUGAGCAUCACAUCAGAGCUGAAUGAGGAGUUAAAUGAGUUAAUCCAACGGUUCCACAACCAACUACAUGACUCUCAGACUAAAGCGGUACCAGACAACCGGCGCCAGGCACAGAGUCUUUCCCUUUCCAGAGAGGUUUGUUGGUCUAGGCCUCCCCAGGCUGUUGGUCCACCUCCACACAGGCCCUUCCUUCACUCUGCCUCUGGCCCACACACUGGCCUAGACACGGAUGCAACUGCUGCAAGUGUCAAGCUAACCAAACUGCAAGAACUUCAAGACAAAAAGCAAACCAUGGACAAGAUCCUCAAGGAGUUGCAUUCACUCAGAGACCAGACACUAAACAACAAUUCAUGUCGCAGUCUGUCAGUACAGUGCAGCCCAAGCAUUGGAGGAUCACUGGAUUGUCCAUCUGCUUUCUGCUCUAAUGGGGCAUCUGCUUCCACUUCUUUCCAGCCUUCACACACACAGCAGCAAGACGGCUCCAAUUCGGCUGACAAGUUAAGGAAGCUGAAGGAGGUCCACAAGCGCUUGAAUGAGUUGCGGGAGCUGGUUCAGUACUAUGAGCAGACCUCUGAUAUGAUGGUGGAUGCAGUCAAUGAAAAUGUGAAAGAUAUCGAUGAUAGAGAGGAAGAAGAUGAGACAGAGGAUAGCUCUAUGUUUGAGGUCAUGUUUGACUCUGAGCAGGAGAAUCACCAACCUGUUACCAACAUCAGACACCCACAGCGCAGCGCGAACUGGGCCGACCUGAACAGCCUGACAAAUGGCCGCAGUGCCAGGAGUAGUGCAGCUAACAACCGAGAUGGUAGACUCAACACGGAGUGUGAGAUCAACAACCGAGCAGCAGCCAACCUCCGCAGCCUCAACAUCUCUGCAGCCAUAGAAUGUCAGUACAACAGGGACAUUCCCUAUAAUCAGAUGAACGACGAAGACGAUGAAGACAAUUGUGUCAAUAAUGGCGAAGGAGCACAUGCUGUGGUCCAAGAGAGUGCAUCUGACUCCAGUCGACGAAGCAGCCUUGCGAACGACACAGCUUUUGCUCCGAAGGUUCAUCACAAAACGGCCAAGCAAAAACUCCGGCAGCUGCAGGAGCUGGUGGCCAUGGUACAGAGUGACGAUACAGAUGGAACAACAGCUAAUGAGGAUGAAGUUUUACACCAACAGCCAAAUAAUAUUAGAGCUUCUGUUCCUGGGCCUUUGGGGGCUGGAUCUAAACAGAGUCCAAGAGACAUAGCUCUCUCUGGCAAGGCCAGGGAGAAGUUAUAUGAGGAAAAGUUACGUCAGCAGAAGCAGGAGCUGAAACAGCUCCAUGAAGAACGCCAGAGACUCAUUGAAAUCCAGGGCAAGAUCCAAGACCUGCAGUGGGCUUGUCCUGACCUUCAGUCAUCUGUGCCCAGCAGCACAGUGAGUCACCAGGGUUUGCUGAGGAAGGCUCCAGUUGCAGUCUCCACUCCUGCUCCCAUCCAGGCUUCUUCCUCCUCUGGGCCCAAAACCAACUUGGCUGUGCUCAAACCUACUGCUCCAGAGGCAGCCACCUCUUCUGUCACUGACAAUGAGCUUUGGUCAGAAAUGCGUCACCGGCAGAUUAUGCGAGAAGAUCUGCGACAACGCCGAAAGCAUCUGGAGUCACUGAUGGCUGAACACCAGAGGCGUAGUGGUAUCAGCGACUCACCCUGCCAGGUCGAAGACCAAGAGGACAAUACUCCUCUUUCACAGCCUUUCAGCAGGGAUGAAAGAACAAUGGCCACAUGGGGUUCCAGUCCCUGCCACCUUGAUGAUGACGAUGAUGAUGAUGAAGAUGAUGAGGAAGAAGAGGAUGAGUAUCGCUCAGGGAUUGGUGCAGAGGAAGAAGAGGAGCAGGAUGUGUGUACAGAGAGCAGCUCUGAUGAUGACCUCCAUCUGUAUUCGCCAAGCAGGAACCAGUGCUCCUACAGUGACAGAAAGAAUCAAGGAAGUAAUCUGAAGCCUCCAGCAGCCGUCUCAGUUGACAGUGGUGGGCAUCUUCAUAACAAGACCAAGGUGAAGCAGCAGUUCAGAGGUUUGGACCAGUCUGCAACUCAGCAUGGAGGUGUCCGACGUCAGGAGAACCUGCGCUGGGCUUCUGAAAUAUCACUGUCAGAGAGUCCAAAUCAGUGGCAGGAACAAGUCAGCCAGCUACAAAGACAGCUGGACUUCAGUACAAGCAUGUGUCAGACUCUCCUGCAGGACCAGCAGACUCUAUCCUACAUGCUGCAAACCCUUCUGACGGGUCAGUACAGCAUGUUACCCAACAACCUGUCAUCACCGCAGGUCCACCUGGUCAUGCAUCAGCUAAACCAGUGCUAUACGCAGCUGGCUUGGCAACAAAACAAUGUCCAGAGACUUAAGCAGGUCCUGAACGAUCUUAUUCGGCAGCAGCAGCAGCAGCAACAGCAACAGCAGCCUUCCUCCUCAGCAGCAGGUUGGCAGACACAGAAGCAGAGCUCAGCACAGGACUCCAUCUCUGGCCCCUCAGCCUCUCCCGGCAUCUUCCCCUUUUCGUCCAUCCUGCAACCCUCAGCUAACAAUAUGCCACCCUCUGCCUUAUCCCCAUUUCCUCCCAGCUUCAACUUAUAUCCACCAUUCCCUGCUGCCACAGUUGACUUUCCUCAAGGUGCAGCUGGCCCAGCUACUCCUGAACACCAGAAGCUGCAGUUAGACCCCAACACGUCGAUUAAAACAGAGUAUAUGAGUUUUCCACCCCCACUGCAGCGCUCUCCUCUUAACACUGCUACAGAAAGGAGAUUGGCGGGCCGGCUUAACACCUCCUACACGAACAAUAUAGCAAGACCGAACCUGUCAAAAUCAGAUCUACAAGAGUCUCCGUCUUCCUCCCCCAGUUUUGCCAAACGCCACUCACAAGCUCAGCUGUUCGACAAGGCAUCUCAAGACAGCUUAAGCAGUAUGCCAGAAACCGGUGAUCCCAAUACGGUGACAAAGACUUUUAAAGCAGGGCACAAGGCCUCUGCACACGCCAACCUGGCCUCUCGGAGCAAGACUCCAAAGAACCGGCGUAGGAGGAACAAAGCGCGCAGCAAGAACAGUGAAGGCCACGACAGUGACAGCGUCAGCAGCUCGGCUCCGUCUCAUCACAGGGAUCAGCAUCACAGCCUGUUGGACAAACUGACUCAGGAGAAACUAGACAGGAAAACGAAGCCUGGGAACAAACGCAAUGACCUCUCCUCUGGUAUGGCCUCUUAUGCUUGGAGAACACCUUUCCUCUCUAACAGAAUUGCAUGCACAGAAGCUCCAGAUGCAAGCAGUGACUUCUCAUUGUUCGAAGCCCUGAGGGAGACCAUCUACUCUGAGGUGGCCACUUUGAUAUCCCAGAAUGAAUCACGGCCCCAUUUUCUCAUUGAGCUCUUCCACGAACUGCAGCUGCUGAACACCGACUACUUACGUCAGCGAGCUCUUUAUUCCCUGCAGGACAUAGUGACCAGCCACCUGGCAGUCCGGAGUUCAGCUGAGGACCAGGUGCCCCCUCUUGGUCCGGCGGUGUGGACUGCCGGCUCCCAGUCUGAGCUCACCCCCAGCCAGAGUCUGACCACUAGCGAUGAGGAGGUGGUAGAGAAGAACUUGAGACAUGAAAUGGAUGCAACAAAGAAGAGGGGUGCUGCAGAAUGUUUAGAUAAUGACAGCAACAUGUCAACCUCGUCCAACCUGGAGGCUUUUGCCAAUGAUGACCUGGGCAACACGGUGAUUCAUUUAGACAAAGCUCUGGCAAGGAUUAGGGAAUAUGAGCGCAUGAAGCUCAAAGCUGAGUUUAACCCCUGCAACACCAGCACUGCAGGUGUGGGCUGUUCUGAAGUCUCAAACACUGACCGCCCCUCUGCUAACCAUGCUGACCCAGUGGAAGGUGGGGCAUCUGGAGAUGUGCACUGCCCCCAGAUUGACACCCAACAGUUGGAUCGCCAGAUCAAAGCCAUCAUGACUGAAGUCAUUCCCUUUCUCAAGGAAAACAUGGACGAGCUGUGUUCACAUCAGUUGCUCACAUCUGUGCGGCGCAUGGUCCUCGCUCUCACCCAGCAGAACGACGAGAGUAAGGAGUUUGUUCGCUUUUUCCACCGGCAGCUGGGAGGCAUACUGCAGGACUCUCUGAGUAAAUAUGUGGGCCGUACCCUAAAGGACUGUGGGGAGGACUUGCUGGUUGAGAUCUCAGAGAUCCUCUUCAAUGAGCUGGCUUUCUUUAGGCUCAUGCAGGAUUUGGACAACAGCAGCAGCAUCACCCCGUCUGCAAAACCAAAAAAUAAGAAAAGGUCUGAACAACCCGGUAAAGCUAAAGUCAGUCCCGAGGAGACUGCAGUUUCUGGGACAGAUAAAUCAGUUUCUCUUACAUCCGCUGAUGAAGACAAGGAUCAAGACGAGGCUGAGCAAGAAGCACCCUCUGGACUCCAGGAGCUGUACCUGCACACAGAGACAAAGAACGACAAGAGCAGUGAAGCUUCAGAUGUGGAAGAGGAGGAUGAGGGUGAAGGGCAUGGAGCAGCAGUGCCUCUCUCUAUAAGUCUUUCCAAAGCGGAGACUCAGGCCCUGACAAACUACGGCAGCGGGGAGGAUGAGAACGAGGAGGAGGAAAUGGAGGAGUUUGAAGCUGGGCCUGUAGAUGUGCAGACAUCUUUGCAGUUUUCUUCUGAUGGGCAGGUUGAGCAGGAGGGGACUACCUGUACCGAAAUCCAGGAGCAAAAGCAGGACCAGAAGAGCUCAGAGAAGACCAUUAAGUCACCUGGGACUGCAGACACCACUGUGGAGGAGCACACUGUGCUGGAAUGUCAGAGCCCUGCGGAGGAGAGUACAGCUGCUACAGAGGGAGAUUCCGCUGUCUGCCAGAGUCAGGAUGCCCCCAAGGAGUCAACAACCACCAGUAGCACUGACACGGACUCGCCUGUCCUCAUCAGCGUAGAUGAGAUGGGAUCAGGAAAUGCAAGCCAGAAGUCUGAUGAGGAAGACUUUGUUAAGGUGGAUGACCUGCCACUGCAGCUGACCGUCAUGUGUGAGGAGGAGCUUCAGAAGAGAAUAGUGGAGGAGCAGCAGAACAACAACCUCUCUGUGGAAAUCCUCAAUGGUAACCCUGAAAUGUUAAGUGGGCUGGUGGGAAAUGGACAGGCGUUAAAGGAGCCAGGUACGAAAGACACCGGUUAG